Homarus americanus (American lobster) is the source of this 4364-nucleotide messenger RNA. RefSeq names its product egl nine homolog 1-like (gene Hph). Gene Ontology annotation, molecular function: peptidyl-proline 4-dioxygenase activity; L-ascorbic acid binding; ferrous iron binding. Bases 365 to 1690 code for a protein of 441 amino acids. The record is from RefSeq and is a predicted model, not a curated record. Gene Ontology annotation, biological process: peptidyl-proline hydroxylation to 4-hydroxy-L-proline; cellular response to hypoxia. NCBI's taxonomy places the organism in Eukaryota, Metazoa, Arthropoda, Malacostraca, Decapoda, Nephropidae. The transcript is spliced from 6 exons. Gene Ontology annotation, cellular component: nucleus; cytoplasm.
AGCCACUCCACCACCAGACACACGCAGGGCUACGCUCGUCCUCCGCUCCUUGAUCAUGACAGACAGUGUGUGGAUCCUUUAUACAGUGCUAAGUGGUGUUUCAAGUGGUUUAUAUAUAGCACAUCAAGCGUCUAUUUUGGCAAUUUCUUAUAACCGAUGAGUUUCCUUGUUUGCAUCGUCUAGACUCUAGAGUGAUAUUAGGGUUCACGGAACUGAUCCCUUAGUAGUACAAAUAAUAACCAAAGAUAAAUCUGUGAUCUUCAUGAUAUAAUAUUUGAAGAAUAAACUGGAUGCACAAAUUGUUGCCUUUGUAUAAGAUUGUUUAUUAAGUACUUUUAGUGUGAACACAACCCGUCCAGUCAUCAUGCAAUUGCAAACAAUUCCACAGUACAAGGAAGAGGAGCAAGUGAGGGCGUUGUCCCGUGUAGUGUUAUGUCGUCAAGACAGUGUUACAGACGAUGGUGAGGAUAACGUUAAGGACUCUAGCAACCCGCCAUCACCCGCAGCACACCUACCCCUCCACCUCCUACUCGCUGAUAACCGCCUUGUCAGAUAUAAUCUCGCCCACACGCAGCACACAAGCGAACAGAGCGAUGCGCACAACUGUACCUGUUCCGAUAAUAAUAGCCCCAAGGAUUCACGAAAGAGAAAAAUGAUAGAAGAAGAAGAGGAAGUGAAAAAUAAGUCGAGAGAACUUCAAAAAAGAUUAGUAAUAAGAGGGAGAAGAAUCGUGUGCACUUCCGCUGGGUCACAAGAAAAUACUCCUCUGCUUUAUCUAUACGGCAACUUCUUACAUAUACCUCAAUUCAAAUGGGGUAGCGUUGCUGAAGUUCCAGGUGGUAGGCGAAGAUCGCUUGCUGAACCUGACUUGAGCACUCCUAUUGAUUCAAACACAUUGGAAGCCACAUCGCAACAGUACCGCCCAAAGACGCCUUCGCUGUACCAUGUGGAAGUGUGUCCUGAUUCCCAGUCGCUUGAAGAGGGCGGUUUUAGUCAAGACUGGUUUUCCGACGUAAUGCAGCUAGUGAUGAAGGACCUCAAUAAAUAUGGUGUCUGUGUUGUCGACGACUUCCUCGGGGCCGAGCGCGCUGAACACAUCUUACAAGAGGUGGGAGCACUACACUCACGGGGAGUGUUCCAUGACGGGCAGGUCGUGUCGCGUCAUGUGCAGGACCAGGCACGGGGCAUGAUCCGUGGCGAUAAGAUCACUUGGGUGACCGGCAGCGAGCCUUACUGUGGCGGAAUUGGUCAACUUGUGUCGGUGGUGGACUCGGUUGUGGCUAAAGCCAACAAACACCCAAACGCUGGCAAGCUUGCCGACUACAACAUUACCUGGAGGACGCGGGCUAUGGUGGCGUGUUACCCUGGCAGAGACGCGCACUACGUCAAACAUGUCGACAAUCCCAACGGUGAUGGCCGCUGCAUCACCGCUAUUUACUAUAUCAACAAGGAUUGGACGCCACAGGAUGGUGGUGUAUUGAGAAUCUAUCCUGAAGGUUGCUCUGACAAAGUAGCAGAGAUUGAACCCCGGUUUGAUCGUAUGCUCUUCUUCUGGUCAGAUCGCCGCAAUCCUCAUGAAGUAUUGCCAGCUAAAAUUACGAGCAGAUAUGCCAUCACAGUGUGGUACUUGGAUCAGAAGGAACGCGAGGAUUACCUGGCACGGGUCUCCGGUGCUUCUACCAACACUUGACGAGUUGCUCCUCCACUGUGUCACCCAAGCCAGUCUCAUCAUACGACUCAGUGUUCUGCAGUUGUUACUCCCCCCAUCAUGCAAACCUAUUGAAAGACUGGUCUCUUAUGACCUUCACCAACAUUAAUAUAAUGAUCGUGAUUAGUGUUGAGACAUUUGAAGUGAAUGAUUGUGUGCCAUAAUGAUACUAGAACGUGAGAAAACUCGAUACUGUACAGGAUAUGAUUUUUUUCACCUCCUGAUUUCAGGAACUGUUGGCAAAGAGAAAGAUGAGACCUCCUGACCCCCAUAAAAGGUUAUUUUGAUAUGAAGUAAUUACAGGCAGUCCCCGAUUUACAAAAAUAUGGUUUAUGAAAAUCUGUUCGUUUAUGGAAGGAAAAAAUUUCAUUUUUCAAUUGUCAUGUGAAAAAUCCGAAGUUAUUGUCUCCUCUCACAGCAUUGGAAGAUGCUGAGGUGCUGACACAGGCAUUUCAGGGAUUCCUGUACUGGACCUGGUCAGUUUACAAAGACAUUGAAACUAAACACAACAUACAGUAUUGUACUGUAUUACAAGUGAUUAGCUAAGCUAAAAAUUAAUUACUGUACAAAUAGUAUUUUAAUUAUCAUGGCUCACAGAAUCACUAAAUGAAGCUGUGGCAAGACACUAUCUCAAGAUAUUUCAACUAGGAACACAGAUGUCAUUAGUAUCCCAGAGUUUAAUCUAUUGUCGGUAAAAACAAUAAAAUGUUACAUGGAUAAGUUUAGCAUUUUUCUUCAGAUAAAACAUCAUCAAAAAUCAAAUCCAGUGAAAUCAAAACAUCUCAAAAUGUAUACUGUAUAUGCACAGUGCAGAAGACUUACUGUUGGUGCAUCACUACCAUAAUAAAAUCAUGUGGCUUGGCUAGGCCUCACAGCCUUGCACUGCAUCACAACCCGUGGCACAGUUCCUCACCAACUAACCUCCGUUUUCCACUGAAGGCUUUUUCACCCCUCAUUAUUAUUGGCUUUUUAGCACUGUGUACAACAAAAAUUUCUAAAAACAUGUUUUGUAGCAUGUUGAGCCUUUUGGAGGAUCCCUCCCCCCUCCCUCUCACACACCCUAUUAAAGUAUCUCUGUUUUUAUAAAUAGUCAGUGAAAUGAGAAAAUGUGAUCCAAUUUAAAAAAAAAGUGUUAUUUAUGGAAGGUUUUCAGGAACAGAACCCAUUUGUAAAUUGGGGAAUACCUGUAGUUAGACGUUUAGAAGACUUUCAGACAUAAUUGCUGUUGAUAUGGGAGCAUGUGUGUAAAUUCAGUUGAAAACAACCUCAGCAUGUGUGCAUUUUGUCUUUUUUUUUUAAUUCAAAAACACUGGAGGAGAAAAUAGGCAAUGCAGUAUGUUUUAUUUAGUUAGACAUGAGUUCCUACCCUUUAUUGCCUUGUUCUGUCUUGCUAUGUCAGGGUUUUGCAUUCCUACCCUAUUUGCCUUAUUCUGUUCUAUAAAGUUAGGAAUCUGUUAAAAGAAGAAAUGUAAUUUAAUCCUUUUCAAGUAGGAUAACAAACAUUGUACAUGAAAAGUGGGAGGGGUUUCAUCCUCAUGCACAGCAGGUUAUUGUGUUACAUGCAACUUAAUGUUGAGGUAUGAGAUAUUGCAUUAUUUGUCAUUGCAACGUACAGCAUUCCUGUAUAUCUGAAGUCAAACAUUUCAGUACCGAGUACCGGUAUAUUCUUCCAUUCAAAAGUAAAUGGAUGUACAGUAUCCAAAUCCUACAUGUGGGAUCUGAAAUAAGUAUACUAAAAUAUAUAAUUCCUAGGAUUGAGUUAUCUGGUACAGUACUUUAUUUUUUAAAAGCAAAGAGUAUUUGGUGCUGUUAUGUACUGCAGUCGGGUUACUAGCAUUUAGUAAUGGAAGCUAACGUUCUUACCUCGUUCAAACUUGUCUCUGGGGUUUGCAUGUGUUGAUGAUGUACUUAGGGAUUAACUGCAGUGUUGCAGUAUUGUGAUUUAUUUUGACAAUUUUUCCUUAGUUAGGUUUGUAAAUUUCAUUGAUAUUGAUGAGUAGUGGUUGUGAUAACUCUGUAUACACACUUUGUGUGAUAAAUUCAGUAUUAUAAGGUUCAAAUUUUGUUACGUUACCAAAGAUAUUGUGAAAGUAAAGAUGUUAUAUGCCAAGGAAGCCAGGGGAUUUAGUCAGUCACAAUCACUCAAAGAACCUCAACAUUCCUGAGUGAUGUGUAACUGACCUGAACACUCGUUUCAUUCUGGGCAGUUAACACCUGAACUGAUGAACUGUGUUAACAUGAUUUAUUUAUGAAUAUGAGGAAGUUGAAUUUUGGGUUUCAAAGAGGGAAACUAUAGCAACUGUUUCAGCAUACUGGCAUGAUUUAUAAUAUAUAUAUAUAUAUAUAUAUAUAUAUAUAUAUAUAUAUAUAUAUAUAUAUAUAUAUAUAUAUAUAUAUAUAUAUAUAUAUAUAUAUAUAUAUAUAAAUAAGGUAGUUUGUAAACUCAUGCUAGAGACUUGAGGUCAACUUUUGAUUGUGUAGAUGUUGAACCUCUUGAUGGUCCCAGGGUCCAACUUCAUAAUGAUUUUUUUCCAUGGUUGAACAGGCUGAGUUUACCUGAAACUUAGCCUCUCCCUGAGCCCAGUUUUCAUAGAUCUUGGUUAACCAUGUUAAUGUGGUUUAUUCAUAAAUAUAUCCAUGAGGGUUCGUAAACGAU